AUGCCUCCCCCGCUCUCAAACCCCAGGGGCCUUCCCACCGUCCACCACACCUUUACCUUCACCGAAGAGUCAUCGCCCAAUUUCAUCUUGCCAUACGACAACAACAACACCCUCAUCGUCGCCCAACCGCCCGUUUCCCCCUCCAACGCCGCCGCGAGCAUCAACCCCGCCACAGACCGCACCAACCUCCAACUCCUCAAACGCAUCAUGUGUUUCCCCUACCCCCUCGCCAUAGAAUGGAAACCAACCCAACCCACCCUCCGCCCCAUCAUAACCGAACGAGACCACGAAGUCGGCAAACUCACCGACCCCCGCGGCCGCGAGACCCUAAACCACGUCGUCAAAACAAUGCACGCUACAAUCCGCGCAUUCAAAGAAAAAUCCGCCGACACCCUCGUCGCGUCACGCCAGCGCGGCCAAAAGCGACAUGGUUUAUUAAUAUCACCCAUUAUGAGCAGGCCGUACUCCGUAUUUGAAGCAGCAGGCGCCAUGAUGUACGCUAUGGAAUGGACGGGUCAUGACAGCGAUGAUAGUGAUGAUAGUGAUUCGCUUCAGGACACGGAUGAUGAUGACGACGACAAGAUGCUGCUGCUGCCCGUUGAAGGCAGCACCACGGGCCCGUUGAAGCCCGGGUACGUGUUGAAGCCUCCGGUUGAGUGCUUUAGGAGAUUUGUGCCGGACCUGAGGCGCAUGAUCAAGAUCAUGCUCGUUGUCGACUAUGGGUUUACAUCGGAUUCAAUACGCGUGUCAGGGGCAGGAGUAACUGUUCCUUCAUGGUCCGACUUCAUGAUGGUGUCCGACUUUCUUGUCCGCAUCGCGCGGCUUUGGAGAUGGCAGCAGGGUGUCCCCGACGAUAGGUCGUGGGCGCUCAUUUCGCGCCUAGUGGGGGAUUGGGUCGACGAUGAUGGACUAAGAUUACCGGUAUGGGAUGCUGCUACGAUGAUUUACUACUACCAGGUUCAUCGAAGCGUUGAUGCCAGGGGCGAACACCUGGAUGAAGCCUGUGCGGGAUUUACAGGGUACACUGGAGUCCUGAAGGAGAUGAUCGAUGAAGUCCCUACCAGGGGAAAAGACCGACUGGAACGGAAGUUAUCCCUAGAUGCCCAUAUUCUCAUUCCAGAGUUCAUCCGCGACCGACAGGUUCAGCAAGAAAUGCUGUUGAAGGCCCAACACCUUGCGGUCCAGUACGGUUGCCAGCUCGCGCCCCCAGAGAUGCGCAAGCCUCUUGAGGUGCCUCAACCCCCUGAGGUGCCUCAACCCCCUGAGAUGGCCAGGUCGUCACUGUGGCGCCGGGUGCUGGACAAAAUCGUGCCUCAUCGAGGACCCGACUGUCGCGAGGUCACAGAGAAAGUGGAGGAGAAGCUGAAAGAUCUGGAAUGGGAUAGUGAUUAG
Molecule: messenger RNA, 1392 nt
Organism: Dichotomopilus funicola
Lineage: Eukaryota; Fungi; Ascomycota; Sordariomycetes; Sordariales; Chaetomiaceae
Exons: 2
Coding region: 1-1392 (463 amino acids)
Source: RefSeq, a predicted model, not a curated record